Molecule: messenger RNA, 1388 nt
Organism: Biomphalaria glabrata
Lineage: Eukaryota; Metazoa; Mollusca; Gastropoda; Planorbidae
Exons: 6
Coding region: 201-1280 (359 amino acids)
Source: RefSeq, a predicted model, not a curated record
UCCUUGCGCGCUUCUUUAUCUGAUUGUGACGUCAUAGUAUGUUGACUAUUGACCACACGAAGUGAAGAAAAGCGACUAAAUCCAAUCUGAAAAUUUAAAAUUGGACCUGCAUUGAUCUAAAGGAAAAAGAAUUUAUUCAUGUGCGUCUGUGUGGCUGGCGACAUUUCAGAAACUGUCUAGACCAAAGGAGGGUGAACUGAAUGUAUGCUACAGGAACUAAGGCUAGUGGUGGGAAAGGAGCUGCCGACGACGUGGAGAAGAUGGAGGAAGAGAGGCCAGUGAGUGACAUGGAAUACUGCAGCGCAAAAGAUGCCUGGGAGAAGCUGAGGAUAAGGAUAAAAUGGACGGAUCCCCCGAUUUCAGGAGAUGCCUCUACUUGUAUGAUGAGUCCUUUAACAAUAAAGUUGUGCAUAGAAUGUGAGAAACCUAUAAUACUUCGUAACUUCAGUGCUUUUGUAUGGACUCACGUGUAUCACCAGGAAGCCAAGACGACAGUAAACAAACCGUCAGACAAGAUAGUGACCCUAAGUUCAACUCGUACUAUUGUGGUUGAAGACUGUGAACGAUUUUUUAAAACUCUGCAGGACAACCCCAAGGGAAUCUACCGAGAGAUUGAGCUCAAGUACAAGGAGGAUUCGAGAAAAUGGGAUGAGACCGGCCUCACUACAUAUGAGUUUAGUACUGUGGUCUACCCAACCUGCUUCGGGGAAUACAGACUGACUUACAACGUCAAGUAUAUCCGGCCAGACAAUGUCAAGGUCAUGGUUUGGGCAAACGAAUUUCAGGAUGACUGCAGACUUCUCGUCACCGACCCGGAUCCAGGCAACGAAUGGAUGAAAGAGAUUUCGUUUUCUCAGAUGACCCAGAACAUGUUCCUGGGCAACUACAAGUCUAUUUUGGCCGCUGAGGACCUUGGCUUCGACGCCGUGCUGAACUUUGACCCUGAGACGGAGAUGGAAGCGGACAGCGUCUUGUCUGCGAAUAUAACCAGGGCGUUCCAGGCGAUGGAAGUGGGCACAGGGGCAGCGUUUGAGCUACCCCCUGAGAAGAUACAAGACCUGGUCAAGUGGUUGUGGAAUGUCUACCCGAAGUACCAAAAGAUCCUCAUCGGGGACCGCGACGGCAUCAGCCACGCCGGGAGUGCUAUGACUUCGUACAUCUUCGCAAACAACCCAAAUCUGACGUUUGAGGAGGCCUACCGCUAUGUAUCCUCGCGCAGGUUCAUCUACUGCCACAAAGGGUUGAAAGAGAUCCUCAUGGAAUCCUACCCGAGAGAUUAAAGCUAGACCCAAACACGAUGUGCGAGAUCUGUCCAACAAACGUUUUCAUAGAGUCUGUUGUGGAGUAGAACUUUGGAAAGAAUUAAAACGUCAGCACAAAAAUUGUAA